Messenger RNA from Grus americana (Whooping crane), 2710 nucleotides. It is a transcript of the gene MARVELD1, whose product is annotated as MARVEL domain containing 1. NCBI's taxonomy places the organism in Eukaryota, Metazoa, Chordata, Aves, Gruiformes, Gruidae. The record is from RefSeq and is a predicted model, not a curated record. Gene Ontology annotation, cellular component: membrane. The transcript has 2 exons. The coding region runs from base 445 to 972 and encodes 175 amino acids.
UCGUCACACCGAAGGGGAAUCCCGGGUGACGUCGAGGGGAGCUCCGGCGUGCGCCGCCCGCUGGCCGCCGCGCGGGGUCCCGGUGCGCUCCCCUCCGAACCCGCCGCUGGCACCAGCCGCCCCCUCCCACCCCCCGACCCCGCCUCGUCCCGCGGUGCGACCACCCCCCGCAGCGGUGGGACGGGAUGGGCGCGGCGGCUCCCGCCCGCCGACGGCGGCGGCAGGCAUCGGCGGCGAUCCGCGGGUGUCCGGUGGGCCGGCGGGAGGCGCGGAGGCGGGGCGGGGAGGAGAGGAGAAGAGAAGAGAGGAGAGGAGAGGAAAAGAGAGAGGCCCCGCGCGGGGAGGACUGUUGAGCGCCAGAUGUUUGGCAACGGCCGCGGGAGGAAGUCGCUGCCGGGGCCCUGAGUCCCGCCCGAGCCGUGCCGGAGCAGGCAGGGCCCCGCCAUGGCCCGCACGGCUCCCCCGGCAGUACCGCCGCCCCCGGGGCCGCCGGCCCGCGGCUCCCUCAGCCUCCACCGUGCCUACCUGCGGAGCCCGCUGGGCCUCCUGCGCCUGGGGCAGCUGGCGCUGGGCGCUGCCUUCUGGGUGACGGUGGCGGCUCACAAGUACGAGGGAGCAGCUCACUUCGCCCUCUUCGCCGCUGUCCUGGUCUGGCUCCUCACCUUGGCCCUCUUCGGGCUGAGCCUGCUGGGGCGCUGGGAGCUGGUACCCUGGCUGGGCUCCCGCUGGCUCCUCACCAACCUGGUGCACGACCUGGCACUGGGCGUGGGGCUCUACGCGGCCGCCACUGGCAUCAUGGGCUACAAAGCUGGGCAGAAAAGCUAUUGCAACCUGCCGGGCUACAGCCAGCACUGCCUCUACAGUGCCUACCUGAGCGCCUCCGUCUGCGGGGGCAUUGCUGCCUGCCUGUACCUCUUCUCUGGGCUCUACUGCCUGUCACGGCGCUGCCGGGACCAGCGCGACAUCAUCUGAGACCCUGCGGCACUCAGCUCCCCUUCUCUUCACCCACGGAUGGAGCACAGCCCCCCUUUGGGACAAAGUGACCCUGCCGCCCCAUCCCCUCCCAGCUGACUGCACCGUGCUUCCUCCAGAGACUCCUGCGCAGAUGGAUGGAUGGAUGGACAGAGCCUUCCCCGAGCACGGCUUCUCCUGCAUCCCACCAAGACAGCAUGGACACCCAGCUGCUGCACAGGCCCUUCUCCCACCCCUGGACAGACGUAGGUUGUUGCAAGUGGAAGGACACAAGUGAAGAGCCCCUAAGAGGGACCCCAAUUUCUGGGAGCCCCCCUGGGCCCCUGCCCAACUCCCUUGGCCUUGCAGAUGCUGCGUGCUCAGGCCCCUCGUCCUGUCUGGCCUGAACACAUCCGCCGUCUUGCCGGAGGCCUGUGGGGCUGAGCCCCUCCCUGCCCUGCGCUUUGGGUGUGUGGAGACACCCAGGUCCCACACAGCCUGACCCAGCAUCGCCCCGGGACACGCUGUCCUGUUUGGGGGCUGAGCCCGCACAAGGCAGCAAGGUCCCCAUUGCUGCGGAGCGAGGGGAAGGGAGAGUGGGGCUAUAGCCUGAUCCGGUGACCCUGGGCAGGGAGAAAAUUCCUGCAGCCUUGGAGUUUGUACUGCCCUGGGAUAGGGCCAGGCGUCCCUGGGGUUGAAGGGAGCAGGGCACCAGGUUGUUCUCUCCCCUGCCCUCCUGCAAUGAGGUUUGUGGCUCUGAGCCGCCCCGAGCCACUGAGCCUGCCCUGGGGCCCAAUUGCUCCGACAGAGACAGGCACAGCCUCAGCAGCAGCACUGGAGACUGGCCCGCAGCCCGGCCUGGCUCUGCGGCACUUGGUUUAUCAUCGUGGAACACUCUCAUCUCUGGAGUCUCUGGCUCCAUCUUGGGGCCCUGCGCUGCCUGGAGACCGUGGCGAGGCGGAGGGGAAGGGUGAGUGCAGCAGCAUGGCGGUGUUGGGCUGGCUGGCGCUGUGGCUGCGGGGAAGGUGGGGCCAGGCGUUGCAGGGACACAGCCUGUCUGGGGAACAGGAGAAGAGGACACUGGCAGUGUGGCCAGCCCAGCCCUGGAUCAGCCUCGACAGCCCGCUGGGUGCCAAGCCCUGAGGAAGCUGUGUAGGGCCGACUGGAGUAACGGGCAGCCCAGAGAUUGGGAGUUUUUGGAGGAGCACCACACUGGGGCUGCUCUGCCACAAGCCUUCCUCACCCUGUCUGGAGGCAGGUCCUCCCCAUCGCCCCCAGUUUCUGCGUGGGCUCGGCUCAGUGGGAUGGGUGUCCCCAGCAGCUGGCCACAGGCUCUGGCUGUUUCCUGGGGUUCCCUGGUGCCUUUUUUGUGGUGGAGAGCAGCAGCUGUGAUCCCCCUGGGGCUUGGAGGUGUCUGGGUUUGGCACUGGGUCACCGCUUCCAUCAUGAGGUGCUGUCCCAGCCCAUCCCCGCCUCGUGCUUGGGGGCCAUGCCAGCCCCUGGACCAUCCACCCCUUCCCUGGGCAGGAUGUGCUGUCCCUGCCCUGUGUCAGGGCUGGUCCCCGACACCGCCUGUCCCCACCUGCUCCAGCGCAGCCCCUGGCUCAGGCUGCCCGAGGUGCCCAGCAGGGCUUCUGCCACCACAAGUGCCUUUCCCCGGCUUUCUGCAGCCCUAUCUGUUGCGCCACCCCUAUCCCCCUUCAGCCCCCUCUCUGGUGCCUAUGGAUUCACCUUCCAAAUAAAGCAAUGUUGGCGCUCA